Paralichthys olivaceus (Japanese flounder) is the source of this 1248-nucleotide messenger RNA. RefSeq names its product APAF1 interacting protein (gene apip). NCBI's taxonomy places the organism in Eukaryota, Metazoa, Chordata, Actinopteri, Pleuronectiformes, Paralichthyidae. The record is from RefSeq and is a predicted model, not a curated record. Gene Ontology annotation, cellular component: cytoplasm. Gene Ontology annotation, molecular function: methylthioribulose 1-phosphate dehydratase activity; metal ion binding.
ACUAACUACGGGGGGGAACCAUAUUCACCACAACGCUCCCGCGUCGCACGUAGACGACGCAGCGUUAGCAGUAGCAUUAGCUGCAGGCGUUAGCAUGUCACUACGUCGCUCUCUUUGAACGCAGACUGGAUUAACAACACGAGGAAACGGAGAUGUCGUCUGUUUGUGGUACCGGCAAUGGCUUCCAAGAUGAGCGACAAGAGGUCACAGAGAAACAGGACCUGGCGCAUCCACGACUACUCAUCCCUGAGUUAUGUCGACUCUUCUACCAGCUGGGAUGGGUGACAGGGACGGGCGGAGGGAUCAGUAUCAGACGAGGAGAGCACAUCUACAUCGCACCAUCCGGUGUCCAGAAGGAGAGAAUGCAGCCAGAAGACCUGUUUGUGUGUGACAUGGAGGAGAGGGACAUCAGCUGUCCGCCUCCCUUGAAGAAGUUAAAGAAGAGCCAGUGCACGCCGCUCUUUAUGAAUGCCUACACUAUGAGAGGGGCUCAGGCAGUCAUACACACCCACUCCAAGGCUGCUGUCAUGGCAACGCUGCUGUAUCCUGGCAAAGAGUUCAGGAUAACACACCAGGAGAUGAUCAAGGGGAUUCGCAAGGGCACCUCAGGUUCCAACUAUCGGUACGAUGACACCUUGGUGGUGCCAAUUAUUGAAAAUACACCAGAGGAGAAGGACUUGAAAGACCGGAUGGCUCGAGCGAUGGAUGAAUACCCUGAUUCAUGCGCGGUCCUCGUGCGCCGGCACGGUGUUUAUGUCUGGGGUGAGACGUGGGAGAAAGCCAAGACCAUGUGCGAAUGCUACGACUACCUGUUCGAUAUCUCCGUCCAGAUGAAGCAGUGUGGACUGGACCCUUCUGCCCUCCCACUGGAACACAAAAUUUGACACUCGCUGGCGCUUUUUAAGGAGACGUUUGUCGCAGAACGGCCCGGUGGAAUUCAAUCAGCAGAUUGUAAUCAUUUGCCUUUCACGCUGGUCUGCUUCAAAUUUGAUGAAAUUUGAUGGUGCGGGCUGAUUCAGGGUUGGAGGAGAUGGAACGCUCGUGAUCCAGAAGCACCUGGAGGUACGCUGCAAAGCACUGUGGGAAGACUCCCGAGUGAGCUGCAGUCAAAUCAACGUCCUCGGGUUCGAAUGGUUUCUUAUUCCAAGUUUGACGGUGCUGGAAUCAAGGUCUUGGUGAACGGCAUGAACGUGGUGUAUAGCCUUUAUUUCAAUUGAUCUGUUGUCAAUAAAAAGAAUGGAAUGUAAA